This is a messenger RNA of Darwinula stevensoni, 1839 nucleotides long. NCBI's taxonomy places the organism in Eukaryota, Metazoa, Arthropoda, Ostracoda, Podocopida, Darwinulidae. The record is from the annotation of a GenBank genome assembly.
AUGUACACUGGAGAAGCUGAACAUGUGCUCAAUGACAAGCCCCUUCCACAUCUACGGAAGAGGCAGCGAUUGAGUCAGGUCCUCAAUAAACUCACCAAGGCCAAUGGAAAGGCCAAGCCUGGAACUGAUCAAGGAUCUGACUUUUUGAUGGAUUCGGAUCCCAAAGCGGAUUUGUUUCUACAGAACGGAAAAAUGGUGGCGAAAUUGGAAAGUGGAGAAAAGGAGAUAAGAGGAGUGGCGGAAGCAGAAAGGGUAGGAGCGGAGGCAGAGGCUGAGGAUGAAAUGAUGAGGACUAGCCCUGAUCAUUCCAACACCCCUGCUCCUCCCCCGUAUCCCUCCUUCAAAUCCUCUCGUCCUUCUUUCACCGUCCGAGGCGACGUUUUUCGCUUCGACAGCUUCGACAAGGAACGGUAUCUCUAUCGGACGAUAUCAGAGGAAGAGGAGGACGUGUUCAGCCCCGCCUCUUCCCAAAGAUCACCUCAUAGCCCCACAGAUUCCCCACUCCUAUCCUCCGAUUCCCCUCAAGCGAGUAUUAGUCCGCUUAGGCUCAAAGAUAACUGUCCCGACGAGGAAGCUCUGGAAGGUCCCGGUGUACGAGACAGACUCAGUGUGAUUCCACCUCUUCCCAAGUACAAUAUCCGAGUGAGUGAGUACAAAGAAACCAGUAGUUACCAUGCAGACUCUUCGUCAGUGUCCUCGUCGUCGUCUCCGACGUCGUCUAAACCCCCGCCGUUGUCGACGUUGGUUCAUUUCCCCAUGUGCAGCUGCCACCAUUGCCAGGUAUUAUCCGGUCACGUUCCUCUUCCCGGAAGUCAUUCACCACUGCCACUAUCGAGGACGUCGUUUCUCCGACCUCCCACUCCCCGUUCUCCUUUAUCUCCUCAGUCCCUUCGACCGAUCGACCGACUCAUCUCAGCUUCUUACCUGACGGGACUGUACCGAAAGAGAAGCCAGUCGGACUCGGACCUCCAGAAAUGGAUGGCAGAGCCGAAAGGAAAGACGGGUGAAAGAGGGGAGGACGAGGAAGAAGGAGAAGCAGAAGCCGAAGAAGAGGAGAGAGGAAGACGUAAGCCAGGAUCACGAUCUGCUGAAGAGUCCAUCGUUUCACCAUCUCCACAAGAAUCCCCUUUGGAUCUAAGGGUUCGACGUGAAAGGACAGAGGUGUCAUCGACAUCGUCGUCGUCGUCGUCGAGAGGGCGAGGAAGCCUGGGCUCUGACGGUGCACCUUCCUCACCUCGACUCUUACUUCGUCUUCCUCUCGAACAGAGUGCUUCCACGAGGGAAGAGAAUCGAACCAGUACAUCAGAAGGCUCUGAUGUCGCUUACGUGUGCCCCAUCUGUGGUCAGAUGUUCUCCUUACACGAUCGACUGGCGAAGCACAUGGCUUCUCGGCACAAGAGCCGCCCCACGGAACCAGGCGUCAAGGCUUACAUGUGCGAUGUUUGUAAACGUUCUUUCACGCGGAGUGAUAUGCUCACACGUCACAUGAGGCUCCACACCGGUGUGAAACCCUACACUUGUCAUUCUUGUGGCCAGGUCUUCUCCCGCUCUGAUCAUUUGAGCACUCAUCAACGUACGCACACCGGUGAAAAACCUUAUCGGUGCCCUCAAUGCCCAUACGCUGCAUGUCGAAGAGACAUGAUCACUCGUCACAUGCGCACUCAUGCCCGGUAUGAACCUUUAGAACCUGGUUCAGGAUCUCCCGAUGAAAUUCCGUUGAGUCGAAUUCGACCCUUCUCAGAUCCCCCAUAUUCUCCGACAGAGGCACUCAGUGCUUUGUCAGUCGAAUCUCCGCUCUCUCAACACUCUAGCCCCGGUAGAGAUGUCACCCGUGAAUGA